Capsicum annuum is the source of this 1333-nucleotide messenger RNA. Its product is annotated as annexin D3. The record is from RefSeq and is a predicted model, not a curated record. The coding region runs from base 220 to 1176 and encodes 318 amino acids. Lineage: Eukaryota; Viridiplantae; Streptophyta; Magnoliopsida; Solanales; Solanaceae. The transcript has 6 exons. Gene Ontology annotation, cellular component: cytoplasm. Gene Ontology annotation, molecular function: calcium ion binding; calcium-dependent phospholipid binding.
CAACGUAAGGGCAUUAUGGUCCAAACAAAAGAUAAGGGCAUUAAGGGUAACUGGUAACUGACAGCUACAAAAGCUUUUUCUUUAAUUUCUUUUUUGCCCCUUCUCUUCUCCGAGAGAGGGAAAAGGAAGUAACUGAAAGUGUUUGGAAAAACAGAAAUCAAAACUUGCCAACUUUUGGCUGUCUUGAACAAGAAGAAGUUACAGGUGAGGAAGAGGAAAAUGGGUACAUUGAGAAUACCAGAUGUUGUCCCUUCUCCAACUGAAGACUCUCAAACUCUCAUGAAAUCCUUCAAAGGACUGGGAACUAAUGAGAAGUCAGUGAUAUCGGUGUUGGGACACAGAAAUGCGAGCCAGAGGAAGAAGAUCAGGGAAACCUAUCAGCAACUUUACAACAGGUCCCUAGUCGAUGACAUCUUUUCUGAAUUGUCUGGUGAUUUCAGGAAAGCAGUCGUCCUGUGGACAUAUGAGCCUUCUGAAAGAGAUGCGCGACUAGCUAACGAAGCCUUGAAGUCAAGAAAGAAGACCAUCACCCAAUUGCAAGUGAUGGUAGAGAUAGCUUGUGCAUCAUCUCCUGAUCAUCUGGUUGCGGUGAGACAAGCAUAUCAUGGCCUUUUCAACUGUUCACUUGAAGAAGAUAUCGCAGCAAAUGUCCCUAUGCCUGUUCAAAAGAUUCUUAUUGGUCUAAUCAGGUCCUACAGAUAUGAUAAGGAAUUGGUGGAUCCUACCAUUGCAAAUAAGGAAGCUGCGAUCCUUCGUGAAACAAUAAGGACUAAACAGUUGGAUUCAGAUAACUUUCUGUUGAUACUCAGCACCAGGAAUGCGUAUCAGCUUAGAGCAACUUUUGAGUGCUACAAGCAAAAUUAUGGAUUCUCCAUUGACCAGGACAUUAAGAGCUGUGGAAAGGGUCUGUUGGAAUCUAUACUGAAGGUGGUUAUCUGGUGCAUUGAUUCGCCAGAGAAACAUUUUGCUGAGGUUGUCAGAGCCUCGAUUGUUGGGAUUGGAACUGAUGAGGAUUCCCUAACUAGAGCGAUUGUUACUCGAGCUGAAGUUGAUAUGAUGAAAGUCAGGGGAGAGUAUUUCAUCGCGAACAAGACUAGCCUUGAUAAUGCAGUUAUCGAUGACACAUCGGGUGAUUACAUGAAGUUCCUGAUGACACUGCUUGGGGCCAAGGUCUAGCUAGCUCUCUGGACCUGAACAUUGUGUUGUAGUGUUUCAGUUCCAUGAUUUUCCUUUGUAUGCUUUGAAGAUGCUAUUAUGAACAAUAACAUGUGGACUUUGUUGUGCAAAAACUAAUUGUUGGAGAGUGAAUUAUAUUUAAGUUUGUGGUUUAUCA